CAUUAUUACGUCAUGAAAGAAAAAAUGACUGCUUUUGUUUUCAGUUCACUGCCUCACAGAAGAGUAAGAAAGAUCGAGAAUUUAUGGGAGGAUGACAAUCAAGGAAAUCUACAGCUCACGUGUUGAGGAAGAUUUCCUCCCCCCUCCCCAGACGUUAAAGACACUGGACACUGCGGCAUCAAAGAGAAUGGCGGACAUUCUCACAGAAUCAACCUUCUCUGGCUCAGUUACAGAACAGACGACUCGUAUUCCAGUGUUGACUUGUGAAAAUGGAAUCCUUCCUCAGAUUAAUUCAUUGAAAACGAAACCAACAGUGACGACAAAACAACGUCAGAAUGGACAUCUUAGAUCAUAUUCAGGAACGCAGCAUGGACGUUCAAAUCAGCAAAAGCUUGACAUGGACUUAAGCUUUCAGCAUGAUAAACACUGGAUGGCCAAAUUUUACGAGUCUUUUGAGGACCCGCCUCUUUGGACAUCUAUAAUGACGUAUAUUAGUUUUCUAAUACUCAUUCUUGUGGGACAUGUACGAGAGUUUCUGAAAAAGCUAGGAAUUGGAAGAGUUAAAAACAUAUCGGAACCUAACAUUCCGGGAUUUGUUCCCCUGUACCAGACCUGGGAAAGCUUUUAUCACUGGUACAUCUUCAGAAGAGGCAAGGAUACACUAUACCGGACUAUAUGCAGUGUUCCUGGAGCAGAGAUGGACGUCAUGGAUCGCGUAACCGACGAUCAUUAUUGGACAUUCCGAUAUACGGGGACCUCUACUAGAGCCAUCAACUUUGGGUCCUACAAUUACCUGGGAUUUUCUCAAAACAGUGGACCAUGUGCAGAGGCUGUAGAAAAGACGGUCGAAGAACUGGGGAAUGCCAUUUGCGCUAGCAGACAAGAAUUAGGCUAUCUCCAGAUUCACAAAGAAUUAGACGAGCUUGUUGCCGAUUAUCUAGGUGUUGAGGCUGCAAUAACAGUUCCAAUGGGGUUUGCUACCAAUUCCAUGAACCUUCCAGCACUUGUGGGCAAGGUAAAUAAAUAUUUACUGAAAAAACAGUGA
Molecule: messenger RNA, 1045 nt
Organism: Saccostrea cuccullata (small rock oyster)
Lineage: Eukaryota; Metazoa; Mollusca; Bivalvia; Ostreida; Ostreidae
Product: serine palmitoyltransferase 2-like
Exons: 5
Coding region: 92-1045 (317 amino acids)
Biological process (GO): ceramide biosynthetic process; sphingosine biosynthetic process
Cellular component (GO): serine palmitoyltransferase complex
Molecular function (GO): pyridoxal phosphate binding; serine C-palmitoyltransferase activity
Source: RefSeq, a predicted model, not a curated record